Messenger RNA from Lethenteron reissneri (Far Eastern brook lamprey), 2190 nucleotides. Its product is annotated as protein disulfide-isomerase TMX3-like. Gene Ontology annotation, cellular component: cell surface; endoplasmic reticulum. The record is from RefSeq and is a predicted model, not a curated record. NCBI's taxonomy places the organism in Eukaryota, Metazoa, Chordata, Hyperoartia, Petromyzontiformes, Petromyzontidae.
AUGGCAUCACGCGUGUUGGCCUACUGGUGCAGUGCGUCUAUCGUGUUGGCGUUCGUGACGGAGUCCGCGGCGUUUGCCCUCGAGCUUGGAGAAUCAUUCGCGGAGCACAAAAAUGACGGCGUGUGGUUGGUUGAUUUCUAUGCACCAUGGUGCGGCCACUGCAAGAAGCUGGAGCCGGUGUGGAACGAGGUGGCCCAAGAGAUGAAGGCAUCAGGCUCUCCCGUCCGCGUUGGAAAACUAGAUGCCACUGCACAUUCUGGUAUUGCUACGGAGUACGGCGUCCGUGGAUACCCAACAAUAAAACUAAUUAAGGGGGACCUGUCGUACAACUACAAGGGGCCGCGGACCAAGGAUGAGAUCAUCGCGUUUGCUAACCGCGUGGCCGGGCCGGCCAUGCGCCACCUCUCUACGCCAGCGCUCUUCGCUCACACACAGAGCCGGCAUGACAUCUUCUUCCUCUACGUGGGUGGAGACUCCAAACUCAAGGAAAGUUUCACGCAGGUGGCACUGGAGAUGGUUGUGAAUGCGUACUUCUUCUCCACGCCGGAGGAAGUGCUCCCCGCGAAUGUGCACGUUCACGAGGCGCCUGCUGCCUUGGUAUUCAAGGAUGGAACGUAUUACGAGUAUGAUGAGUCCGACGACGGUGACCUGGCGACGUGGGUGCGGAGGGAACGCUUCCCCACAUUCCAGGCCAUCGACGGCUACGCCAUGUACGCCAUCUCCGACACAGGCAAGUUGGUGGUCCUGGCGAUCGUCGACCCAAUGAGCACCGAAGAAAAUCACAGCAGGCUCAAAAAGCUGGUGGAAGAUGUUGCGCAUGAAUACCGGGAGCAUUUCCAUCGGGAUUUCCAGUUUGGAUACGUGGACGGGGCAGAGGGCUACAUGAACAACCUUCUGAUGAGUGACGUUGAGGCCCCCAGCCUCCUGGUUUUCAACACAUCGAGCCAGGAGUACUACCUGCCCACCGAGCCGCUGCUCUCCAAUCAGGACCUGCUCAGCUUCAUCAACAACAUCCUGGAUGGCUCCGUGCCUGCCCAUGGAGGGGAUGGCCUCGGCCAGAAGAUUAAACGAAUGCUGUUUGAGCUGAAGGCCACGAUCACUUCCGUGUUCAGGGCGUCCCCGCUGCUGGCCUGCGUCCUCUUCGGCCUGCCGCUCGGGGUCAUCAGCACCAUGUGCUACUGGAUGUGGACGGCAGACGGCGACUACGACGAGGCGGGAGCAGGAGGCGCGGGGGGCCAGCGCAGGGCGCUUGCCGCGGACGAUGACUCGAGCGACGAGAGCGGAGAGGAUGAGCCCCGGGAGGAGGCGGUGCAGGAGGGGGUGCGGGAGGAGGAGGAGGAGGCGGCGAGCAAGGCCGGCGCCGAUGAGAGCGACGAGGCCGAACCCGAGAAGCCGGCCGUCGAGAAAAAGACCGACUGACGUUUGCACAAAACUUUGAAUCUCAUCCGCUCAUGUUAAAUUCCAGUCUAAGAUGAAUUUCACCCCCCCACUCCCGCUCCCUCCCUCCUCGCCUGGGAAACGUGCAGGGACAAGAAUAGAAACACAUGCUAACAUAUGUAAUGAUUGUGUUGUUCGGCUAAGCCGACGUGGGAGAAACCACACCGCUAGCUUACCGACGUCACAGCGACCGACGGCAGCUGCGCAUCGUGGGCACGCCAUCGUACGAGGGUGACGUGUGUUUCUCCUCCGGCGUUUAACAGCCUGGACUGUAAUGCAUUGUUUUGUGUUCUUUGAUAUGAACUUUUAUUUCUGUAGGGCAUGCUUGAGUGCUAGGAUGGGGGGGGGGGGGGGUGUUGGAUAACAUUGGUCAAGACGGUUGGCUAAUUCCUGUGGAUAGUGUUGCUACAAGUGGGUCGUCAAAAGAUAUCUUGAAAAGUAGUGAACUAGUUGGACCAACUUAUGUUAGGCAUCAAUGUGAGCAGUUGCUAUAUUGGGAAUAACUGUGAGUGUACGUGGCUUGAAUAUUUCAUUCUCAGAACGUUUUUGACUACCUAGCCGCGCUCUUGAGCUGCAUUUUGUUUCUUGGAAGUUGAACAGGGGACUCUUCAUCACACUGUAACACAUUGGCAACGGGUGAGGUUUCAAUUAGUAAAUGCAAAAUUGGAUCACCAUUUCCAGAAUCUAUAAGCGGGACUAGUCAAAUGGGCUCCUGCCAAACUUUUGUUCAUUAAAAAUGUAAUUUGAAUGGAA